Macrosiphum euphorbiae (potato aphid) is the source of this 1767-nucleotide messenger RNA. Lineage: Eukaryota; Metazoa; Arthropoda; Insecta; Hemiptera; Aphididae. The record is from the annotation of a GenBank genome assembly.
AUGAUAAAAGACCAUGUGUCGCUGAAUUUCGACACUGUUUUGUUGACGGGUCCAAUACAGAAGUACAGUUGCAGAAGUUUUUAUCGAAGGUGUUGGAGACAAUUAUCAAAGUUACAGAAAUUAAUUUUUUACCUGUUGACUAGCGUAAUAUUAAUUUCGCUACUUCUGUGGUUCAUUGGAACUAGUAGAAAUCUCGAAGAAUUAUCUGAAACCAAUUCUCUUAAGUUACCACAACCAACUAUUUGGCCCCAGGAUAAUAUUAAAUUGAGUUUACCAAAUGAUGUAGAUGCUGUGAAGUUGAAUGAAAUUGAUGAUGUUGAACCUUCAGAUCAAAAAGAACAAAUAGCCGCACCGGCAUCUAAUGUUGCUGCAAAUCCUGGUGAAGGUGUUCAGUUUAUGCCAGCAACAGGUCAUAGACAAACCGCAGUUCUAAAUGCAUUUAAACAUGCAUGGAAGGGAUAUUGCAGUUAUGCCUGGGGACAUGAUCACGUAAAACCCAUAAGUAGGAAGUACCAAGAUUGGUUCAAUCUAGGAUUAACCAUUGUGGAUUCAUUAGACACACUAUGGAUAAUGAAUUUAAAAAAAGAAUUUGAUGAAGCUCGUGAAUGGGUUAGUACCAGUUUUAACCUUGAUCGUUAUAAAGAUGUCAACCUUUUUGAAACUACAAUUAGAGUGUUGGGUGGAUUUUUAAGUGCUUAUCAUUUGUCGGGAGAUUCAUUGUUUCUCGAUAAAGCUUUAGACAUUGGUUCACGACUUAUGCCAUGUUUUACAAAAUCUCCAUCACCAAUACCAUAUUCUGAUGUAAAUCUUAUCUCUCACAUGGCCCAUUCACCCAAAUGGAGCCCAGAUUCAAGCACAGCCGAGGUAUCUACCAUACAAUUAGAAUUUAGAGAUUUAUCAAGGUCUGCUGGUACACAACAUUUUGAAACUGUUUCAUUCAAAGUAUCUGAACAUAUUCACACAUUAGAAAAACCUAAUGGACUUGUGCCUAUCUAUAUAAAUCCAAACACAGGCAAAUUUCAUAGAGGGUCUGAGAUUAAAAUUGGUGCUAGAGGUGAUAGUUAUUAUGAAUAUCUUUUGAAACAAUGGAUCCAAACUGGAAAAUCAAUUGAUUUUUUGAAGGAUGACUAUUUGGAAGCUAUUGAUGGUAUAAUCACACAAUUAGUGAGAACAUCGCCCAAAAGAAAUUUAACAUACAUAGGUGAACUGAAGGCUGGAUCACGCAACUUUCAUCCAAAGAUGGAUCAUUUGGUAUGCUACCUGCCGGGCACAUUAGCACUUGGAGUUCAUUAUGGUAUGCCUUCUAGUCAUAUGAGAUUGGCUGAAAAACUGAUGGAAACAUGCUAUCGUAUGUAUGCUGAUCAACCAACAUUUUUAUCCCCAGAAAUUGUGUAUUUUGGUACUAAAGUGGAUGUUAAUCAAGAUAUGUAUGUUAAUAUAAAUGAUGCACACAGUCUAUUACGACCAGAAUUUGUUGAAAGUCUUUGGUACAUGUAUCAAAUAUCAGGCAAUACUACAUAUCAGGAUUGGGGUUGGCUAAUAUUUCAAGCAUUUGAACGACAUACUAAAGUAGCUGGAGGUUUUACAUCCAUUGGCAAUGUGUUAGAUCCAGAAGAUACACGUCCGCAGGACAUGACUGAGUCAUUCUUUUUUGCAGAAACCCUUAAGUAUUUAUAUUUGUUAAUGUCUGAUGAUCGACACAUGUUAUCCAUUGAUAAGUAUGUGGUUAACAGCGAAGGGCAUCCAUUGCCAAUUAAUAACCGGUAA